Macrobrachium nipponense is the source of this 1255-nucleotide messenger RNA. Its product is annotated as serine hydrolase-like protein. The record is from RefSeq and is a predicted model, not a curated record. NCBI's taxonomy places the organism in Eukaryota, Metazoa, Arthropoda, Malacostraca, Decapoda, Palaemonidae. The transcript has 2 exons. Bases 149 to 1102 code for a protein of 317 amino acids.
UACUCCGAAUAUUUGGUAUUCAUGGAUGGAUGGAUAAUGCCAAUACGUAUGAUCGCCUUGUUGCUGGAUUGCCCUCUGGGACAGAAUUGUGUGUGCUUGAUCUCCCAGGGCAUGGAUACUCAGAUCCUCUUCCCAAUGGAAACUUGAGAUGCUAAACCAAGUAAGCUGGCACGAGGUAAAUGUUGGUGUAGGUUGGGGUACCCUACGAGGAAAGAGAUGCAUCAUAGGUGACCCUCAUGCCAUUCCAACACUUCAAAUAAUUGGUCUUCAUGGUUGGCUGGACAAUGCCAAUACUUUUGAUCGCUUGGUGCCAUUUUUGCCUUGUGGGAUAGAAGUUUUUGUGCUUGACCUUCCCGGACAUGGUUUUUCUGACCAUCUUCCUAAAGGAGCGCAUUACUCAUUUCUGCCAUUUGUUAUCAAUGUCAGAGCAGUGGUAUUAGAACUUGGAUGGAAAACCUUUGUGUUCAUGUCCCACAGCUUUGGCUCACUGAUAGCAUCACACUAUACAGCAUUGUAUCCAGAGGAUGUUUUGGCCUUAAUCCUGUUAGAUUACAUCAAACCAUUUAGUAUACAUGAACCUAAAGUAACUUGGCACUUGGAGGUUAAUCUUAUACUUAAAACAGAGCAUGAAAAAGAACCUUCUCCUGUUUAUUCCAAAGAGGAGGCUCUACAGAAAAUAAUUAAUUCCAGGAAGACUGGUCCCAAGAAAAAUAUGCAUAAUAUUGAUGAAGAAUCUGCAGAAGUUUUACUACCAAGACUUACCAAGCAAGUUGAUGGUGGCCUUACUUGGAUCCAUGAUCGCAAAGUACGUGCAUUAUUUGAAAUGCUGUCAGGGAAUGAUAAAUGGAUAGGAAUUUUGUCAACAAUCAAGUGCCCAGUUUUACUCAUCCAUGCCCUAGAAGGUGUAUUUAUUGGGCCAGACUCAGAGUAUGAGGAUGUUCUUGGCACAUUAAGUUCUAAUGCACAAAGAUUUGAUUAUAUAACAUUAAAAGGUCCACAUCACAUCCAUUUAACUAAUCCAUCACAAGUUUCACCAUUUGUAAAUAGUUUUCUAGCUGAUGUUAUGAGUGAUGUACAGAAAAAUGUAAUCUCCAAAUUAUAGAUUGUUUACCCUGUUCUAGAACCAUUCAAUAACAUGAUAAGUCAGUUGGCAAAGAAGUGAAUGGAUAUUGCAGAUCAUUACGUACAACUGCAGAGUACUAUAAUUCAUUGUUUUGACUAUCAAAAGUUUAUUGUGAACCAGUGCACCACAAAA